AUGGUAAAGAGGCUCCUGGGCCUUCAAUUAGAGGGCCUGGGCGGGAACAUCUCCUGCUGGCAUCUCACGGGGGUGCUCUUUGUCCUGUUCUCUGAGUCCACCGUGCAAGCUCCCAGGGCACAGCGUCAGGGCCCACACAUUGGAGCCAGCCCCUUCCUGACGGCCAGACUCCCCCGCCUCUUCAUGAAUAAGGGCAACUCUGAUGUGAACUACCUCAUCGAAGAAGCGUCCAAAAUGGAGAAGAUCAAGUUUCAGCACAUUGUGUCCAUCUACGGGGUGUGCAAGCAGCCCCUGGGCAUUGUGAUGGAGUUCAUGGCCAACGGCUCCCUGGAGAAGGUGCUGCCCACCCACAGCCUCUCCUGGCAGCUCAAAUUCCGCAUCAUCCAUGAGACCAGCCUGGCCAUGAACUUCCUCCACAGCAUUAAGCCACCUCUGCUCCACCUGGACCUCAAGCCAGGCAACAUCCUCCUGGACAGCAACAUGCAUGUCAAGAUUUCGGACUUUGGCUUGUCCAAGUGGAUGGAACAGUCAACCCGGAUGCAGUACAUCGAGCGGUCGGCUCUGCGGGGCACCCUCAGCUACAUCCCCCCUGAGAUGUUCCUGGAGAGUAACAAGGCCCCGGGGCCCAAAUACGAUGUGUACAGCUUCGGGAUUGUCAUCUGGGACAUCCUCACUCAGAAGAAACCAUAUUCAGGCCUCAACAUGGUGAACAUAAUCAUCCGCGUGGCUGCGGGCAUGAGGCCCUCCCUACAGUCUGUCUCCGAUGAGUGGCCAGGGGAGGCCCAGCAGAUGGGGGACCUGAUGAGGCGCUGCUGGGACCAGGACCCCAAGAAGAGGCCCUGCUUUCCAGACAUCACUGUUGAGACAGACAUGCUGCUGUCCCUGCUCCAGAGCCCGGUGGCAGACCCCGAGAGCGAGGCCCUGGCCAGGAAGGUGUCCUGCAAACCGUCUCUCUGCCGGCCCCGGGAGGGCAGUGAGGAGGUCAGCCUGGAGCUGACGGACAGCGACUCAGGAGACCGCUUGAGGCGGGCUCUGCAGCUGUCGGACAGUGAGAGCCUGGUCCCCAGUGACGAGGAGCUGCGCGUCUAUGAGAACAAGGUCACCCCCCUCCACUUCCUGGUGGCGCAGGGCAGCGUGGAGCAGGUGAGGCUGCUGCUGGCCCACGAGGUUGACGUGGACUGCCAGACGGCCUGCGGCUACACACCCCUGCUCAUUGCGGCCCAGGACCAGCAGCCUGAACUGUGUGCCCUGCUCCUGGAGCAUGGGGCAGAUGCCAACCUGGCCGAUGAGGACGGCUGGGCCCCGCUGCACUUCACAGCCCAGAAUGGGGAUGACCGCACCGCCCGCCUGCUCCUGGACCACGGGGCCCACGUGGAUGCCCAGGAGCACGAGGGGUGGACCCCAUUCCACCUGGCUGCGCAGAACAACUUUGAGAACGUGGCACGACUUCUCGUCUCCCGUCAAGCUGACCCCAACCUGCGUGAGGCUGAGGGCAAGACCCCCCUCCACGUGGCCGCCUACUUCGGCCACAUCAGCCUGGUCAAGCUGCUUACAGGCCAGGGGGCUGAGUUAGAUGCUCAGCAGAGGAACCUGAGGACACCUCUGCACCUGGCUGUGGAGCGAGGCAAAGUGAGGACCAUCCAACACCUGCUGAAGAGUGGGGCGGCCCCUGAUGCCCCUGACCAGAAUGGCUACAGCCCACUGCACACCGCGGCUGCCAGGGGCAGCUACCUCAUCUGCAAGAUGCUGCUCAGAUAUGGGGCCAGCCUUGACCUGCCGACCCAGCAGGGCUGGACGCCCCUGCACCUAGCAGCCUACAAGGGCCACCUGGAGAUCAUCCACCUGCUGGCUGAAAGCCACGCAGACCUAGGGGCCCCUGGUGGCAUGAAAUGGACGCCCUUGCACCUGGCCACCCGCCACGGGGAGGAAGAGGUAGUGGCAGCGCUGCUGCAGUGUGGGGCUGACCCCAAUGCCGCUGAGCAGUCAGGCUGGACGCCCCUCCACCUGGCGGUCCAGAGGGGCGCCUUCCUGAGCGUCAUCCACCUCCUGGAGCACCAUGCAGACGUCCGUGCCCGCAACAAGGUGGGCUGGACACCUGCCCACCUGGCCGCCCUGAAGGGCAACAUGGCCAUCCUCAAAGUGCUGGUCAAGGCCGGCGCCCAGCUGGACAUCCAGGCUGGGGAGGGCUGCACACCCCUGCAGCUGGCCCUGCGGAGCCAAAAGCAGAGCGUCAUUGCCUUCCUGGAGGGCAAGGAGCCCUCGCUGGCCAUUGUGGGCAGUGCUGAGCCUGAGGACCAGACAGAAGUGUAGAUAGCCUGGGGAAUCCUCACCAUAAGGGGUUGGGGAAGUGACGCUGGGCUCUGGCUGGGCCCCUUCCCUGUACUUGCCACCUGCCCCUUCAACCUUGAGAAGAAACAGGAGUCUGGUCCCCUGGGUGAUGGAGGGACAGGAAGAGUACGCUGAGAUUGCAGCUGGGAAGGACCCUGGCUUGGAGAGGCCCUUUCAACACCUUUUCCAAGUGUGUGUCCGGCAGACCACGGUCUCCUCUUCCUGUACCUGGACUCCAGCCCCCAAAGUGAAUUCCCUUCUCAUACCCAAGACUCCUGCCACCUUGUGCCAGUGACCCCUGGCCUCGCUGGGCCUUUUGCAUCCCAGGAACCCUCUUUGAGGACAAAGAGUGGCACAGAGGAGACAGAAAUGCUCCUCCCCAACUCAGGUCUGUGUGACUUGAUCCCUUACCUGGAUGGGGCCAGGAGAGACAGACACUACUUUGUACAGCUGCAGGAACUAAAAGUCCAGAGGACAUUCUGCUUAGCAUUGGAAGCCCAGCCAUCCCCCUGCUGCUGCACUGACCACACCUUCCAGUGGCCCUGGUCCCAGUGCCUGGGUCUCCCACACAGUCUCUAGGAGGGGAAGGAAGGUGGUGCCCCACCUGCCCACGAGUGAUCCUAUGUGCUCAGUCCCUGAUUUCCCUGACCCUCCUUUGCUGUGUCCAGUUAUAUGGCUAAGUUCAAACCCCGAAUUCAAUAAAG
Messenger RNA from Miniopterus natalensis, 3032 nucleotides. The record is from RefSeq and is a predicted model, not a curated record. NCBI's taxonomy places the organism in Eukaryota, Metazoa, Chordata, Mammalia, Chiroptera, Miniopteridae.